Messenger RNA from Moesziomyces antarcticus, 1059 nucleotides. RefSeq names its product carbohydrate kinase. The coding region runs from base 1 to 1059 and encodes 352 amino acids. The record is from RefSeq and is a predicted model, not a curated record. The transcript has a single exon. NCBI's taxonomy places the organism in Eukaryota, Fungi, Basidiomycota, Ustilaginomycetes, Ustilaginales, Ustilaginaceae.
AUGGCAGGAUCGUCUCACGAAGUACAGCCGUCUUCGGCUAAAGAGAGCAAGGUCAAGGGGCCGAUUGUGCUGCCCUCGCACCAGCUGCCGGAGCGAUUCUACAAGGGAGGACCGCGCAUCUCGACGUUCCGUGGCGAGGCGUCCAAGAGCAAUCGCGAGCCGGAAGAUUGGGUGGCCUCGACGACGUGCUGUGCUGGUCACGACACGCUGGGCCUGACGCGCCUUCCGACCACCGACACGCUUCUCGUCGACGAGAUCCGCAACGACACAGCUGCGUGGCUGGGUGCAGAGCAUGUGGCCAAGUAUGGAGCGGACACCAAGCUGUUGAUCAAGCUGCUGGAUGCGGGGCAGCGACUGCCCAUCCAUGCGCAUCCUCACGUCGACUGGGCACGCGCGCACGUGAAGCGCAACCACGGCAAGGCAGAGGCGUGGCACAUCCUCGCACCAGGCCGUGUCUACCUCGGCCUCAAGCAGACGGUUUCGGCAGAGCGCAUGCUGGAGCUGGUGGACCACCAGGAGAUCGAAACGAUGCUCGCAAUGAUGUACGAGGUGGACGUCGAGGCGGGUGAUACCGUGUAUGUUCCGCCCGGUCUGCUGCACGCCAUCGGAGAGGGCAUCCUGCUGGUCGAGGUGCAGGAACCGGAAGACAUGUCCAUCCUGCUCGAGUGGCGCGAUUUUGAGCUGGAUGGACAGGCGGAUGGACACCUCGGCCUCGGAUUCGAAAAGGCCAUGACGGCCGUCACUGUGGAUGGCCUCUCGCAAGAGCAGGUGUCGCAGCUGGUGGUGCGAUCCAAGGACCGAUCCUCGACCAACCUGCUGCCCACAGAGGCACUCGAGUACUUCCGCAUGGACAAGAUCGACAGCAACGCUACGGUCGAGCCUAGCUUCCAGCUCGCCGUCGUCCUUCAAGGGCAAGUCGAGGCUAGGGUCCCAGGCAGCUCACCUACUGUCCUUCGUGCGGGAACCACUACGCUCUUCCGACACGCCGAUGGUCCCGUCAGCUUCACGAUGGCUAGCGACGUCCAGUCGUCGCUUGUUCUGAUCCGUCCUCCGCAAUAG